UCUGCGGAAGUGGAGUCCCUUUUUGGUUGCUAUGAGAGUGAAUCAGCAUCAUGGAUGGUUCAGUGUCUAAUGUGGAGAUCUGUAACCUGGCCUACACAGGGGAGCUGGAGCAGCUUAAGACGCUUGUCCUGUCAAAUAAGAGUUUGGCUACCAUAACUGACCAAGAUAAUAGGACAGUGUUGCAUUGGUCAUGUUCAGCCGGGCACAAAGACAUUGUAGACUUUCUGUUAAGUCUCGGAGUACCUGUAGAUCCUAAAGAUGAUGUUGGCUGGACACCCCUGCACAUCGCUGCAUCGGCAGGUCGAGAGGAAAUCGUAAAAGUGCUGAUUGGCAAAGGAGCACAAGUCAAUGCUAUCAAUCAGAAUGGUUGCUCGCCACUGCAUUAUGCUGCAUCUCGAAACCGUUAUGAGAUUGCUUGCAUGUUAUUAGAGAAUGGAGCAGACCCCAACAUUACAGACAAUAUCCAUUCCACUCCUUUGCAUAGAGCUUCAGCCAAAGGAAAUUUCCGCCUUGUACAGCUGUUGCUGAAGCAUAAUGCCUCUACAAACCUCCAAGAUAUGGAGGGAAAUACACCACUGCAUUUGGCGUGUGAUGAAGAACGGGCUGAGGAAGCCAGGCUUCUGGUGGAAAAUGGAGCAAGCAUUUACAUCGAAAACAAGGAGGAAAAGACACCCUUGCAAAUGGCUAAAGGUGGCCUUGGCUUACAGCUGAGGAGAAUAAUAGAGGGUUGAAAAUGAACAUUGAUUUAUGAUGCCAGCCUAAACUGUGUUUUUUUGCCUCAAAAGAUGGAAUAUGAGCGAGGUGGGGAAGCUGGAUUGAGUGCUUGUAUUGGUUGUGUACUACACACUAUCUCUCCAAAUAUGUACAUAACACAUGUUGUAUUACCUGCAACUCUCAAAGUACAUAGACUUGUCCAUGAAGGAAAGUCCCUUUCCCAUGGUCUCAUUCAUGUAAUAUACUUUGAUCUUAACAGCUCUGCCAAUAUGAAGCAGGACGUGUACCAUCGAGUGACUUGUCAUUGAUCACAGAACAAAUUCGCUUUCCACUUUCGGUGCAGUGUCAAAACUAUUCAUUGAUCGAGAACAUCCAAAGACAACAGCAGUAGUCACUGUAAACAGAUGGUUUGGGUUUAGUUGUGAAAAAUGUCAUUGGAAAACGAGAGAUGUGAAAAUAUAAAAACAGAAAUGUGAUCAGUAAUGCUAAUGAAUCUCAGUCAUAGGAUAUAUGGUCUAAAAUGUUAUAAUUAGUGACUAAAAUUUCUAAGGAUUGCCAUUGAGUGAUGAGCAUUCCAAUUAAAAUUAUUUGUGAAUCAUUUUUCCAUGGUCUCUGUUCUACUUUCCACACUAAAUUUGCUGCUCAGAACUUUAUCGGUUUGUUUUGUACUUAUUCUCUUCGUCUCAUCCUCUUCAACCCCCUGUCCAUCACUGCCAUGUGCCUAACAUUUUGAAAUGUCACUGUCUCUUUUAUGUAUCAGCGUUAAUCCUAUUGCUCAUUAAGGAGUAAUAAUCCAUACUCCAUAUUGUUACGAAUCAUUCAGGAAGAUAUUAUGUUGAUUAAUUCUACAAAUGAAUGCUUACAAUUAGCAGAAUUCUAAGCAGAUGGACUAGUGGUCUUGUCCUCAUUUGGGUACAGUCAUUAAGUGAUUUGUGGCUGUCUUCAUUUCGGGCUGAUAUCCUCUCUGAUUGCUUAGGCAAACUGGGACAGUAAAUGAUUAAUCCACAUAUGGUAGUAAAUUUACUAACCUCUUAUUUUCAUCUUGCUGAGCUCAUCAAACAUACUGUUUAGUGCAAUCGUAGAUUGUCCUGUUUUCUUGUGGAAUCUCUUAUAGUGGAAUUUGAAGAACUGUCUUGUUUUUGCUUUCUAAGGAUGUCUAUUGCAUUAACAUUCUUUUUGAUUUUACAACUAGAAAUCUGCACUGCAAUACUUUGCAAUAGAAACCAAUGUUAAAACAAACAAUAAGGUUAAAACAAACACAUUGUCAGAAAAAGAAGCAUCCAUGGAGUCACACAGUUAAAGUUUUGAGUCUGGUAUGACACAACUUCAGAACUGAAAGAUGUUGGAAAAUAGCUUAUUUUUAUAAUGUUGACAGGCAGAGGAAGAGCAAGCGUGCACAAAAGGUAUAAAUUAAAGUGUGAAAGGUCUUGGAUCAUGAAGUCCUUGCAGUAGAUUCAGUAUUGGGCUUGGAUUAAUAAGGAGCGUACUCACCACCUGAGUCAGAAGGCUAACUAUUCAAGUCCCACUCGAGACCUGGGCACGAAAUGUGAGCUGACACUCCAGUCCUGUAGUAGUGCUGCAUUAUCAGAUGUACCAUCCUCCACUGAGAUAUUAACCUGAGAUCCAUUUAAUUUAUACCAUUUUAAUAUCUUUUUCUUUUAUCUCUAGCGUUAACUAAUCCUUUGUCAUUUGUUUUGGGCAUGUAUACUAUUGCCAUCUUACUCCUGUACCUCUAUCAAAGAUAAUCUAUUUUCUAACACCUUUCAGUUUUGAAGAAGUGUCCAGAUUUGAAAUAUUUACUGUUUCUCUCUCCAUGGAUGAUAGAUUUCCAGCAGCUGCAGCAAAGGGUUGUACAUUUGCUGAGCUAAUUUUACUAAUUCCGUUCUGGUUGAGCAAAAGGAGGUUAUUGAUGGAUCAGUUUGUGUUAAUCAGUUGAAAUAAUAACAAAGGACCAGAGAUACUUGGUAGUCUGGCAGUACUGUGUAGCAGCAAGAUGAAAUUUCGUGGUAAGUGCUCCCUUUCUUCAAACUACUUCAGUGAUAUGUCUCUGUGAUAUGUCUCUGUGUCUGUUGGUUCUGGAUCCUACAAUAAAGGUGUGUACAGUCA
Molecule: messenger RNA, 2820 nt
Organism: Hemiscyllium ocellatum (epaulette shark)
Lineage: Eukaryota; Metazoa; Chordata; Chondrichthyes; Orectolobiformes; Hemiscylliidae
Gene: psmd10
Product: proteasome 26S subunit, non-ATPase 10
Exons: 5
Coding region: 51-731 (226 amino acids)
Cellular component (GO): cytoplasm; nucleus
Molecular function (GO): protein binding
Source: RefSeq, a predicted model, not a curated record